This is a messenger RNA of Scutellospora calospora, 144 nucleotides long. The record is from the annotation of a GenBank genome assembly. Lineage: Eukaryota; Fungi; Glomeromycota; Glomeromycetes; Diversisporales; Gigasporaceae.
GAUACCACCAUUGAUGCCAAAGUAGCUGAUGCAGUUGAUACAAGCGACCAUAAGAAGAACGCCGAAGACGGGAAGCAACUAAAAAAUAAUGCAAGAGGUAAGAAAGAGGUUAUAGGUUAUUUGUAUUCUAAUAAAGUCGUUUAA